UGUGACACAAAGGUUUAUUUUUUUCUGGUUUCCUAAAGUAGCAAGAGUUAUCCAAUUUAAUGUCACCCCCUCUCAAAUGGUUAGCUUACAGCUACAUAUAUCUAAUUGAGUGUACUCGUCUUUAAUUGCAAUCAAAUUCUUUCCUUCCUUCCAGCUCCUGCAUGCCCUCUCCUUUCUCUUUCAUGUCAUUGAAUUCUUGACAUUUGGUUAAACCAAGUCAAAUUUCCAUUAUUUCCUAUUUUCUGGCGGCUAUUCGAACAUGUAUGUUUCUCAACUACACCCACCUUGACUUAAUCAAUAAGUUUUGUAUUUCCUUAAUUUUUUAGAUCAGAUAAACGCGGCUAAGAUUUCUAUAUCUGAUCAUGGGAUUGAAGAAAAUCAAAGACCAAGUUAAAUCCAUCGUUGAAAAAACUUUCAAAAAUCCUAACGAACUCUAUAAAAACUCACCACCGUCUUCAUCUUCCUCACAAUCCUUUACCAUGUCUUCAUCCUCACAGCCUUUUCUCUUCCCUUUAACCCAAUCCACUGUUCUCCCUGACCCAUCUUCCUUUUUUGCCCCUCAUCUUCUCUCAAAUCCCUUACCCACCAAUUCUUUUUUCCAAAAUUUUGUCCUCAAGAAUGGUGAUCAGCCUGAAUUCAUACACCCAUAUAUUAUAAAAUCUGCACUUUCAUCUCUUACUCUUUGUUACCCAUCUCAGUCUCGUAAUCCUGCUUUCAAUUACCAGAAUUUUAUUGCUGAUUUGACUGUCAGUGUGUUGAAUAAUCCGAAUCCAAAUGCACCCCAUGUAAUUUCAUCUUAUGAUGAUCUUAGUGUCACAUUGGAUCUUCCUUCUAGUAAUCUUAGGUUCUUUCUUGUUAAAGGUUCGCCCUUUAUCACAUGUAGUGUUAUGGAAAAUGUAUCGGUUUUGAUUUCGACAAUUCAUGCUAUUCUUGAAUGUUAUCCCAAUGGUAAUCGUACUAAAUAUACUGUGAAGCUUAACAAUGGGCAAACUUGGGUUUUGUAUGCUUCAUCUCCUAUUGAUUUGAGUCAUGAUGAGUCUGCUAUUAGGACUGGUGUUUUUUCGGGUAUUAUUAGGAUUGCUUGUUUGCCAAAUUCUGAUCAAACAUGUCUUGAUCGAUUUAGUUCUUGUUAUCCUGUAAGUGGUAAUGUUGUUUUUAGUCAGCCAUUUUGUUUGGAGUACAAGUGGGAGAAAAAGGGAUGGGGUGACUUGCUUAUGCUGGCUCACCCCCUCCAUCUUCAGCUGCUUUCUGCUGCGGAUUGUGCGGUAACUGUCUUGGAGGGAUUUAAGUACAAUAGUAUUGAUGGUGAGCUUGUUGGUGUUGUUGGAGAUUCAUGGAUAUUGAAGAGUGACCCUGUUUCUGUAACAUGGCAUUCCAUUAAAGGUGUUAAGGAGGAGGCAUGUUCAGAAAUAAUUGAUGCUUUGAAUAAGGAUGUUGCUUCCUUAGAUUCGAAUGGAAUAGCUACGACAUCUUCUUAUUUUUAUGGGAAAUUGAUUGCUAGAGCAGCAAGGCUGGCAUUGAUAGCUGAAGAGGUUUGUCAUCUUGAUGUUAUCCCGGCAAUCCGUAAAUUCUUGAAGGAUACAGUUGAACCAUGGUUGGAGGGGACAUUUGAAGCAAAUGGUUUCUUUUAUGAAUCGAAAUGGGGUGGAAUUGUGAGUAAACAAGGGGCUUCUGAUUCGGGAGCUGACUUUGGUUUUGGGGUCUAUAAUGAUCACCAUUUUCAUAUUGGCCAUUUCCUUUAUGCAAUUGCAGUGCUAGCCAAGAUAGAUCCUAUCUGGGGAAGGAAAUAUAGGCCACAGGCUUAUGCACUUAUGGCGGAUUUUAUGAAUUUAAGCAGGCGAUCAAAUUCAAAGUAUGCACGCUUGAGGUGUUUUGACUUGUGGAAACUGCACUCUUGGGCUGGGGGAUUGACAGAGUUUGCAGAUGGGCGGAACCAAGAGAGCACAAGUGAAGCAGUUAAUGCAUACUAUUCAGCAGCUUUAAUGGGUUUGGCCUAUGGGGAUACCCAUCUUGUUGCCAUUGGAUCAACCCUUUCAGCUUUAGAGAUUCAUGCUGCACAAACUUGGUGGCAUGUGAAAGAGGGAAGCACUUUAUAUGGGGAAGAAUUCACAAAAAACAACAGGGUGGUGGGUGUUUUAUGGUCUAACAAAAGGGAUAGCAGCCUUUGGUUUGCUCCGCCUGAAUGGAAAGAGUGCAGACUCGGAAUUCAGGUCUUACCAAUAUUGCCCAUUACUGAACUUCUGUUUUCAGACGUUCAGUUUGUGAAGCAGUUGGUCGAAUGGACACUGCCAGCUCUGGCAAGGGAAGGGGUUGGAGAAGGGUGGAAAGGGUUUGUGUAUACCUUAGAAGCAAUAUAUGAUAAAGUGGGUGCUUUGCACAAAACUAGGAACUUAACUGGGUUUGAUGACGGAAAUUCUCUUUCAAAUCUUCUGUGGUGGAUUCAUUCUAGAGAUGAUGAAGUGGGGGGAUGUGAUAGAGGAAACAAGUUCUGCUGGUUCAGACACUACUCUCAUUGAUUCUUUUACGGUGUGUUACAUUUGAGUAUUCUCAAUAUGAACUUAUAGGAACAAAAAAGGGUGUUUUGUUUGGUGAUUUGGUAUUUGUCUUUUCUUUAUCUGUAUAUAAAUUGAGCGCUAGUCCGCAGCUCAACUCUGUGAUAUGAUUGCUAUAACUUUUCCCAGAUCUCGAGUUGUUAUAAAUAAAAGUCCAACCUUGCCAAUACCCA
Molecule: messenger RNA, 2725 nt
Organism: Capsicum annuum
Lineage: Eukaryota; Viridiplantae; Streptophyta; Magnoliopsida; Solanales; Solanaceae
Product: probable endo-1,3(4)-beta-glucanase ARB_01444
Exons: 1
Coding region: 363-2516 (717 amino acids)
Molecular function (GO): endo-1,3(4)-beta-glucanase activity
Source: RefSeq, a predicted model, not a curated record